This is a messenger RNA of Eruca vesicaria subsp. sativa (arugula), 456 nucleotides long. NCBI's taxonomy places the organism in Eukaryota, Viridiplantae, Streptophyta, Magnoliopsida, Brassicales, Brassicaceae. The record is from the annotation of a GenBank genome assembly.
AUGGCUCCCCUAAUAGACCAAGGCCCAUGCAUCAACCUUCACGUGAGGAAAACCAACUUGCAUACCAACUAUCAUGCUGUAAAACCAUACCAGCCGUUGACCUUAUCAGCCCACUACCUCAAAUUGAAUGAUUUAAUUGGAUAUUUUCGAAAGUCUGGACCAUGGAGACCCGUCUACGACGUCCUUUCAAAACUUUGGUGUGGCCAAGGCCUUGAUACUUGGGUCUUUGACACCAAGGAGAACCCAUACCAGAGAUUCUACAGAUGCAAAAUUGUUCUUCAGAAAAAAACAGAACCUGAUCUAUUUAAAUGGAUUGAUGAAGCCAUCCUAGAUGAGGUUCGAAUUGUCGAUGCUAAGCAUUUGGAUUUACUCCACGACUUGCAAGCACUUUCCAAAAAUUUCAAUGUCCACCUAGAGUCUCAGAGAUCUUGGAUCGUGGCUAGGGAUGGAGAUAUG